UUUCGCUUCUCAACCUUUUUUUGUAUUUUUUAUUGUAUUUACGAUUCGCAUUUCUCGAUUCAUACAUUUCACACGAUGAGCAUGUUAAAUAGCACCCGUCGCAACGCACAGCAUCGACUAAACAACGGGUUAACAAGUCCCGGCGGAAUUUCUGGCAGGACAUUGAAGACCUUUGACAAGCACGCUGAACGGCAGCUGGCCGAAGAGCAGCGCAUGGCCAUGCUCGAGAACUUUGACAUGGAGGUGCAGGAUAAGAUCAGAUCGAUGCGGACCCAGCUCGAGGCUGACAAGAAAGACUUGGUGCUCAAGGCCGACUGCGAGGUGGCCCAGUUGCCCAAAUGCGUGCGCGAAAUGAACCUAAAAAUGUUUCUGCGUGACUACGGAGGAGACGUGUCAGCGGCAGUGCGUGGAACGCUCAAGUUGGACAGCGACAGCAGCGAAGAACUUUACAACUUGCCAGAAAUUCCCUCUGCUAUUCGUGCGCGGCGCAAGAUGGCCCAAAAUGAGUAAAGUAAAACCAACUUAUUUACGUUCCGUAUAUAUAUAAAUUGCAUAAUAUGUAUUUAUGGCGCCCGGCCGCGGGUCCUUAUGUCCUCGCGCUGGUACUCAGAGCUGGCGUACUGUGGCUCAAACACG
Molecule: messenger RNA, 636 nt
Organism: Kickxella alabastrina
Lineage: Eukaryota; Fungi; Kickxellomycota; Kickxellomycetes; Kickxellales; Kickxellaceae
Exons: 2
Coding region: 76-510 (144 amino acids)
Biological process (GO): mitotic sister chromatid segregation
Cellular component (GO): chromosome passenger complex; chromosome, centromeric region; spindle midzone
Source: RefSeq, a predicted model, not a curated record